AUGCGGAGUUGUGACGGACUAAACGUGAUGGCUUUAGCGCGGUUUCCUGACCUUCUAAGCGCUGGCAUCUUCUCCUUGACCACCGAGCCACCGCCAGCUCCGAUCUUGGGAUUCUACCUUGUGCACGAGGGAUUUGGACUUCUGAUCGACAACCUCAGGACUCAGCGACAGGACGACGCAGCGACACGGCUCUUCAGAUCGAAUCGCAUCGCCCCUCGCGACACUUUAGUCGUGUCGGGCGACAGGCACCGAUUCCUCUCAUUAACCACGGCGCGACCGUCCCAGUCGAACGACUCCCUCGAGGAGGACGACUACUACACAGCACCCCCGCCGCACUCUCCAUCAGAGGCCUCUGCGUCCAAUUCCUCUGUCGGCCCACCUCCCUUCUCCUCACUCUUUUUUGCCGCAUCCGAGUCCAGUCCACCCGAACCCUUCGCCGAGUCUGGGCCUGCUUCACUCCCAGCCUUCGCGCCUCCGCCACCUGUCGAGGAGCCACUCGACCCGGCCCCUUCGUCGUCGGUUGUCACAGACACAAAAGCUUCCUUCGCGGAACCAAAGGGUGACGGCCUCGGGAAGAGUGCCGACGACGGGGAACCGCCGCCGCCGUACACAGAAGGCUACAGCCCCCUUGAGUCGUUCACGUACGUGAUGGCUGCGGCAGGAGGUGCCUCGAGUAUCAUCACCCAGGUGCAGCAGACGGGAGGGCCACCGAUCAAUACGUUGGGAGAUAUCGGCGGAGAUGAACAAAUUACUCUCGAUCUCCGUGGUAUUCGGUUUACGCUAUCCCGAGAUGAGUUGUUAACACUACCGGAAUUCGUCCUUCUGUCUCUCUUCCCGAACGGGCUCCUCCCCGAUGGACAUAUGGGUGGCUUCCAUGAAGGGGACAUCUAUCCUGUUGAUUAUGACCCCGCAGCCUUGCAAUACAUGCUAGAAUUCUUCCGCUCGGUUGCUCAAUCCAUCCCAUCCUCGACGCCUUCUGCUUCGACGUCGCCAGAGGCAGACUUGCCCGACACAAUGCAUGGUUCUGCGCGCGAUAUGCUCCAAGACCGAGCCGGCAUCAUUGUCCUGCGAGAAGAUCUCGACUUCUAUGUCAUUCCACCCCGGUCUGAUAUUGGGCAUGAAGAGAUGCUAGAAGUCAAACGAGCUGCAGGCAGAACGCUGUUGAAGCAGGACGGGAUCUUUUCAGGGUUGAGAAAAAGCGAGGAAGUCGGGUCCACGGAGCAGCACCUGAUUGAGAUGCUGACUGCUGGAGGAUUUGAUCGCGAGGACAAAUGGGGGCACCGAGCUCCAGAACCCAACAAGGCAGUGAUUUGCAGCCUUGGUCUGGCCAAGUUGCGCACCGAUAUUCGGGGUGACCUGUCCAACAAUAACGCUGUCGGCAUGGCCCAAAAGCUUCUUCUGUUUUGGCGAAAGCCCGCUCGACGAUGCUGGUGGGAGGGCAUCGAUCUGGAUGGCGUUGACGGCGUCGAUGGCAAGAUCAAGAUCUGGAUUCGGCGAGUCUGGACGCUGGAAAUGAGUGUGAUCGGCCUG
This is a messenger RNA of Penicillium alfredii, 1530 nucleotides long. Its product is annotated as putative general stress response protein Whi2. The annotation marks the transcript as partial. Lineage: Eukaryota; Fungi; Ascomycota; Eurotiomycetes; Eurotiales; Aspergillaceae. Gene Ontology annotation, cellular component: nucleus. The transcript is spliced from 8 exons. The record is from RefSeq and is a predicted model, not a curated record. Gene Ontology annotation, molecular function: RNA binding.